Molecule: messenger RNA, 5073 nt
Organism: Closterium sp. NIES-65
Lineage: Eukaryota; Viridiplantae; Streptophyta; Zygnematophyceae; Desmidiales; Closteriaceae
Source: the annotation of a GenBank genome assembly
AUGGCCUUUUUGCCAUCCGGGUACCCCGCUCUGGGCCUCGAUCCUUCAGCGACUCACGCCAUCUCCACGUCAUGGUGGAAUCUGGACCGUUCGUUGAACGCUCUGAUCGAGGGAAUCAACGGCCGGAUUAGCAGCAGAGCAUACAGCACGACAGAAGGCGACGGAAACAGCAAGAACGACGACACAAUCGGGGGAUUCGCGUGGAACGCGCAUGGGCGGAGGCGCAGAGUUGUGAAAUUCUGGCGGAAUGGGGAGAGGCGGAAGGAUCUGGCGGAGCUGUGCCGACGUGGCAUGGGACAAGUGACGCUUGAUUACGUCAGCGGGUGCCUGAAGGAAACUGCUGUGCCCCGGUUUCAAAGAGCCAUCAAGGAAGCAGCGAGUAUUGGGGAAGGGGGAGGGAGGGGAGGGAAUGGAGCAGGACGGGGGACAAAGAAGGGGGGUAAGCAGCACAGGCAGAAGGAAGCUGCCAGGAAAUUACUUUUAGCUUUGAACGAGCUCUGUGCCGUGAAGCACGCUUUCACGUUAGUGCUUGCUGACGUGGCAGCUGACGUGGCACGAUGCCAUGCCAAGUAUGGUGUUGAGGAUACGUGGGGUCAUCCGUGGGCUGAGGUAGGAGGGGCAGAGGAGGAGGAGGAGGAGGAGGAGGAGGAGGGGGAGGUGGGGCAAGAGGAGGGGAAGGAGGUGGGGGAAGCUGAGGGGGAGGAGGAGGAGAACGAAAAGGAAGAGAGUGGGGAGGACAGGGGAGCGGGAGAAGAGGAGGAGUGGGGAGGCGAAGAGGGAGGAGCGGUGGAGGAGUUGAGGGAGAGUAUGCAAGCCAUGCUGGUCAACGCCACACCCCCACAGCUCUACGACAUCUCAACACGCUACGCUAGCACAUUCUUCCCUGCUCGCACGCACGCACAUGCAUGCAUGGCAGGGCUGCUGCAAGAGUUCCUCUCGUCUCGCUUCAAGGAUGUUUCUGAGUGCAUGCGCCCAUUCUAUAGCGAGGAUGAUGACGAGGAGGAGGAAGAUGGGGAGGAAGAGGAUGAAGAGGACGACGAAGAGGAGGUGGAGGAAGGGGAGGGGGAGGAGGAGGAGGCAGAGGAUCUUGAGGAAUCAGCAGAAAAGCUACAUUCAACCCCAGUGGUAACAUCUGCGACCCCUGUAGUUGCCACGGCCACUGCAGGGGGGGAGAGGUACCACCAGCACCCAGGUGAAAGACUCACACCUUUACUGGACGCAGAGAAUCAGAACUUGCACGGAAGCUUCCCUGGGUUUGGGGAAGAGGAGGCGGGGAGCGAGGGCAAGGGGAGGGGACCGAGGAGACGACUGGAGGAUGAAAUGGCUGCGCUUGAAGCGAGGGGGAGAGGGGUAGUCGAGAGGGGAGCGGGAGAGGGAGAGGGAGACAGAGGUGAGGUGCGUGAAGCAGCGGGGGCAGUGAGCGGAGCGGAGCAGGAGACGCUUGCAGCGGUGCUAGAUGGCUUGCUGGGCACUGCGGGUGAAGGGGAGGAGGGUUGGGGCGGGGAGGACGCAGCUUACGGGGACGGCGGGGGCUCUGGAGAGGGGGAGAAUGCAGACUCGCCUGUGUGUUGGGCGGGGCGGUUGGAGGGGAGGAUGGGGCGGGCGUGGGUGUGGCGCGUGCAGCAGGUGAUGCGGGCUCUGGGGUUCUCAGGGCUGUCGUUCCUGUCUCAUGCCGUGCUGUCUGCUGUGCUGCUAGCCCGGCUUAAGGCGCAUGUGCAUGCAUCGGCAGGAGCCGUUUUCGACCGUCGGAUCCUCCUGCGCCUGCACCGGUGGCUGCAGGUCACUGCGCUGCCCUUCGUUACUAUCACCACCUGCACUGUCACCACUAAGGCCAGCACCACCGGUAUUAGCACCAGCAGAGGUGAUGCCUCUGCCAUCUCCAGCUGUAGUUCUCGCGUGUCAGAUCCGAUCUCAGCCGCACAUCUGCGGCAGUGGCACGCGUGGUUGCGCCACGUGGCAGGCAGGGAGCUGUGCGCUGUACGCACAGGGCAGCUAUUUGACAUCAUAGUCGACUACCCCGACUCCACCCCCGCCCUCCUCGACCUUAAAGACUGCCUCGAGAAUGGCGGUGCUGCUGCUGCUGCUGAUGCCACUGCUGCUAACGCUGGUUCCACCGCUGAUUUUGGUGGUGCUGCUGUUGUGGAGGGGUUUGGGACUGCCGCGUUUGCAGCCGCUGCUCCGCCUCUGAUUGCUCUCGUGGCCGCGCAAGGAGGGAGCAGUUUGAGGGGAGCCAUGGGAGGGGAGGGUGCCGGCCUGGGAAGGGAAGGUGGCAGUGGUGGUGGUGGCAUUGGUGGUGUGGGGAACGCUUACGGGAGGCUGGUUGCGUCGUUCCGAGCGGCGCUGGCCAAUCGGCUGCUGACAGCUGGCGCGUCGACAGCGGAUAUCUUGCAGCAGUACGUGUCGGCGAUACGGGCGCUGCGGCUGGUGGACCCGUCAGGGGUGGUGCUGGAGGCAGUCAGUGAGCCCAUUCGACAGUACCUGCGAGGGAGAAAGGACACCAUUCGCUGCAUCAUGACUCUGCUGACUCAGCAUCCUUCUGCAGCGCCAGGUGGCGCCAUUAAGGCCGCUGCUGACGUGGCAGAUGAUGUGGCAGGGGAGGCGGGGGACCCGGCCAACCCAACUGGACACCCCCGCCAGACGGGUGCUAACUUGCUUGGGAUUCUCCGUUUCCCCGUCUCCCCUUUCCUCCUCCCUUCCCGCAGCUGGCAGCCAGACCCUAUUGACGCUGACCCCUGGCAGUCCUGGCAGCCAGACCCGAUCGAUGCAGACCCCUGGCAGUCCUGGCAGCCAGUCCCUAUUGACGCUGACCCCUGGCAGUCGACAGGGCAGGCACAGAGGGCGAGGGACAUAGUGCGCGUGCUGGCAGGGGUCUGGCAGCCUGAUCUGAUUGAUACCGAUCCCUGGCAGUCGUCAGGGCAGGCGAAGAGGGCGCGGGACAUCGUGCGUGUGCUGGCGGGGAUCUGGCAGCCAGACCCCAUUGAUGCAGACCCCUGGCAGUCGUCAGGGCAAGCACAGAGGGCGAGGGACAUAGUGCGCGUGCUGGCGGGGGUGUUUGGGUCGCGGGAGGUGCUGCUGGGGGAGUAUCGAGGCAUGCUGGCGGAGCGGCUGGUGGGGCGCGCUGGGUACGACACUGACCGGGAUGUGCGCACCCUGGAACUGCUCAAGGUGCGUGGACAGGUGCUGCUGGGGGGGUAUCGAGGCAUGCUGGCGGAGAGGCUGGUGGGGCGCGCAGGGUACGACACUGAUGGGGACGUUCGCACUCUGGAGCUGCGCAAGCUCCGCUUUGGAGAAUCCAAUCUGCACGCGUGCGAGGUGAUGCUACGAGACAUGGCGGAUUCAAAGCGCAUCAACGGCAACGUGAAAGCGGCCAUGCGGAAGGCAAGGGAGGAGGCUCGGGACUUGGCAGAGGCGCGUUCCAAUAUUGCUCGCUCGAAAGCCAUCAUGAGAAGACGAGGCCUAUCAGUGGUGGGGACAGGGAGGGGAGCAGCAACGGCACAGAGAGAAAGCAGGGGCACAGGGGGAGGUGUAUCUGGAGCAGGUGUAUCUGGAUCGGGGGUAUCUGGGUCAGGCUCAUCUGCAUGGUCGCAGGCACACACACCCGAGCACCUGGUGGUGAGGGGCAUGGCAUCGUUCUCCACCCCUCCAGACCGACCUGGGAGAGGAGGAGAAGGGGGGGAUGGAGGGGGAGGGGGAGGGAUUGUGGGAGGGGGAGGGGCGUCGCAGUGGUUCACUCCAGACUCGUUUGCUUCUCCUCCUCCUCCUGCUGCAGCAGCACAGGCACCCCCUGGGGCACCUGCCCCUCCUCCCCGGGCAGCCCGCCCAAAUCUUCUGUCCCGCUGGGCCCGCCUCCGCCCGGACCUCCGCACACCGACUUUUUCCGGUGACCGUUCCGCAGAUCGCGGGCAGCCUGGAAAUUCUGCCCGAACCCCCGGCCAAUCAGGUGGCGGCAGCUCAGCAAUGGGGGGAAACAGGAGCACUGGGAGAGGCGGGCAGGGGGGGUUAUGGGAUGUUAUGGAUGCAUUGGGAGGGGAGGGGAGUGGGGACGAGGAGGAUGAGGGGGAGAUUGAAGGAGGGGAGGAGGAAGAGGAGGAGGCGAAGCCGGAGGAGAAAGAGGAGUUGCUAGAAGCAGAGAAUUUAGACGCCACGAUCGUCUCGGCGCUGUUCUGGCCGGCUUUCCAGGAGGAAUCGGUGCGGUUACCAGCGCCUGUAACCAAGCUGAUGGAGGAGUAUUCAACCAAUUAUGCGACGCUGAAAGCGCCCCGUAAGCUGCAGUGGAAGGCGAACCUUGGGUGUGUUACAAUUGAGCUGGAGUUUGGUAACGGGCGGAGCACUCAGCAGUACACCGUAACGCCCGUUCAGGCGGCCAUUAUCCUGAAAUUCCAAACAGCCGGAGCAGGAGGGGGAGAUAAGUGUGGGGGAAGUGCAGAUGACGGUGCGGAAAACGGAGAAGUUAAUAAGGAGGACGAGACGAGGCCCCAGUGGGCGGCAUCUGAGCUGGCGGCAGCAGUGGGCCUGUCAGUGCCGGUGCUGCGUCGGCGAAUCACAUUCUGGGUGAAUCAGGGCGUGAUUGUCGAAUCGGUCGCGACCAAUCGGUCUCCUCCGGAACCUCUUUUCACAGCUGUAGAUUACCAAGUCGACCCUGCUUCUGCUGGUGCUGCUGGUGAUGCUGGUGGGGAUAGAGAUGGUGAUGCUGAUGCUGAUGCCGCCGCUGCUGCUGCUGCUGGUGAGGGUGCUGGGCUGGGUGGGUUGCGAGGGGAUGGAGAGGGGGAGGAUAUGGUAGCAGGCGGAGAGUUGCUAAUCGGAGAUGAGGACGAGGAGGAGGAGGGGGGAGGCAUGGUGGCAUCGUUGGAAGCGCAGAGGAAGCAGGAGAGUGCGGUGCAUGAGUCGUUCAUCACGGGCAUGCUCACCACGUUCGACGGCCUCCCUAUAGAGCGAAUCCACAACAUGCUCAAGAUGUUUGUGUCCGACCCGCCAUAUGAUCGCUCGCUGGCGCAGCUGCAUGCGUUUCUGGGGGUGCUGGUGGCGCAGGAGAAGCUGGAGCUCAGGGAUGGGCUGUACCGUAAGAAGAAGUAG